Messenger RNA from Striga asiatica, 2935 nucleotides. Lineage: Eukaryota; Viridiplantae; Streptophyta; Magnoliopsida; Lamiales; Orobanchaceae. The record is from the annotation of a GenBank genome assembly.
CAAAUAUAUAAAAAAACUGAGAGAAACUAAAACCCAACCCAACAUGACCCCGAUUCAAUGUAUUUGUAUUCAAAUGAUCGUCUAAAAUUUUUGACCUUAUAGGCGCAAAUUCUUCCCGCCAAUUUUUGUUCAGUCAAAAAUCAAAAUCAAUUACUCCCAUCGAAGAGCAGUCGUUUUUUACUCUACCGCCUUUUGUAUUUUUCAGAUCCCGAUCGGCUAUCGGCUAGCGCUCGGUCUCUGCUUGCUAUUGGUGCUUGAUGAAAUGCCCGUGUGGGAUUUUUGCAGAAAGAGUGGGAGCCGGCUGAACUUUUUGGAAAAUGUAUGCUCGAAAAGCGAGCGAGUUGGUGAAAGAAUUCGCUAGUAGUGAACCUGGGCAACUUAGCACUUUCAAUAACGACCUAUUUGGUCAGGUGCUUGAAGAAUGUGACGCACAUUUCCUUCAGCUUCAACCUCUAAUCAAGAAAAUACAAGAACACGAGAAGGAAUUGAGAGAAAAAGGACAACCAGACGAUGAAGUGGGGACUUCUGAAGUAGGGAAUACGAAUUUAGAAGCCGAGAAGAAUGCCAUACAAACGGCCCUUAAAUCCAAUCAGUUUGGGGCACUCGUGCAUCACCUUUCACUGGUCCGCAAUAAGCGCUGUCUCAUGGCUUAUGUAUAUAAUCGAGCAGAGGUCAUCAGGAGUUUGGGGUGGAUGGUUGACCGCGUGCUUCCUGAAGAAAUUGAAGAGAAACUCAGUACCACUGAAAAAGAAUAUUUCAAAAACCAUACCGCCACUUUGCAGUCAUAUAUGUCAGAGAUUGAUCUUCAUCUGACUCUGGUGAAAGCGUUCAGAUGUUUCAGGGGUACCUUCAGUGGGGAUAUGGUUCCUCCUAAAGAUCCCUACAUUAAGGUGAGAGUUUUGGACGAUAUUGGCCAGGUUGUACUUAGUGAUCAAACGGCUAACUUGGCUCGACAUGCUAUUAUGUUCCUCAAACGUACAGAUGCUGAGCAAUACAUUACUCAGGAGGCCGCGACGGCGGCGAUGGGUUUAACUGCGUUUGCAGUGGCAUCAAGAGCUGGAUUCCCAGCUCUUGGAUUGAGGAUUCGGUUAGCUCCCGAGGUAGUGCCGUCGACCCUUUUUCGAGGAAGAACGUUUAGAAGCCUUAGAGUUUCAGCAUCAUCGGCCUCGCCGCCGCCAUCCACUGAGUCGAUUCGCGUGCGCUUCGCGCCUUCUCCCACCGGGAACCUCCACGUCGGUGGUGCUCGCACAGCACUCUACAAUUACUUGUUUGCCAGGUCCAAAGGCGGGAAGUUUGUGCUCCGAAUUGAGGACACCGACCUGGACAGAUCCACUAAGGAAUCAGAGGACGCCUUGCUCCGUGAUCUUUCCUGGCUUGGACUUGAUUGGGAUGAAGGCCCAGGCAUCGGUGGAAACUAUGGUCCCUACCGGCAGUCUGAAAGGAAUGCUCUCUAUAAACAGUAUGCUGAUAAACUCUUGCAAACGGGUCAUGUUUAUCGCUGCUUCUGCUCAAACGAGGAGCUUGAACAGAUGAAAGAGACUGCUAAGCUGAAACAGUUGCCUCCUGUAUACGUUGGCAAGUGGUCUACUGCCACAGAGACAGAAGUUCAAGAGGAGUUGACAAAAGGGACACCUUAUACAUAUCGUUUUAGAGUUCCUAAGACAGGAAGUUUAAAAAUCAAUGAUCUCAUUCGUGGUGAGGUCAGUUGGAAUUAUGAAACACUUGGAGAUUUUGUGAUUAUGAGAAGUAAUGGGCAGCCUGUAUACAAUUUUUGUGUUACUGUUGAUGAUGCUACCAUGGGCAUCUCUCAUGUUAUUAGAGCAGAGGAGCACUUGCCAAAUACCUUGAGGCAAGCUUUGAUAUAUAAGUUCAAGGAGAUGGGUUUUCUUCCUCAAGCAAUGGUGAACUAUCUUGCCUUAUUGGGCUGGGGUGAUGGUACUGAGAAUGAAUUUUUCACCCUUGACGAGCUUGUUGAUAAAUUCACCAUUGAGCGCGUUAAUAAAGGUGGAGCUGUGUUUGACUCUACCAAGUUAAGGUGGAUGAAUGGUCAAUAUUUGAGAUCUCUUCCAACCGAAGAACUAAACAAGCUCAUUGGUGAGCGGUGGAAAAGCGCUGGCUUUGUCACAGAAUCAAGGGGGACAUUUGUAGAAGAUGCUGUUCAGCUGCUAAAGGAUGGGAUUGACUUGAUAACAGAUGCUGACAAACUUCUUUCAAAUCUACUGUCCUAUCCUUUAUACACAACUCUUGCUAGGUACUUUGAAACUCAUGGUCCUGAAAGUAAAACUGUCAUAGAAGAUAAACUGUCUGAAGUUGCUGCAAGUUUGUUAGCUGCUUAUGACAGUGGCGAGUUUGUUAGUGCCCUUGAAGAAGGUAGUGGUGGAUGGCAGAAAUGGGUUAAGAGUUUUGGUAAAUCUAUGAAACGCAAGGGAAAAUCUCUGUUCAUGCCCCUUCGAGUUUUGCUGACAGGAAUGCUUCAUGGUCCUGAAAUGGGAUCAGCUUUGCUUCUUAUCUAUGAAGCUGGAAAAUGUGGAGUAAUAGCUCCUCAAUCUGGUUUAGUCACAUUGGACGAGAGAUUCAAAAUGCUUCGAGAGGUUGAUUGGGAUUCGCUCAAUAAUUCUACUCUGACUGUCACGUCAGAAGCUGACAGCAGCCCCUUACCCUUACCCGUGUCUAAUUGAAUUAUGAUCUCAUUUUUGUAGCUAUUGCCCGUGUAGGAGCAGCUGAUAAUAAAACCUUUAUAUUUAUAGUCUGAAUUUCUGCUGCAUUUUACUAUAUUAAGUAUGUGGAUUGAUGUCUGGAGUUUUUCAGAACAUGUCAGAACAGGUGAAUAUGUACCAAUGUCAGAGAAAUAUUAGCGGGUUUUUGCUUUUAAGAUAUCUUGGGAUAAGCAUUCAAUUGCCAGCCAACCGAAUUAUAUUUUUUUUUUUUUUUUUGU